Messenger RNA from Plenodomus lingam JN3, 549 nucleotides. The record is from RefSeq and is a predicted model, not a curated record. NCBI's taxonomy places the organism in Eukaryota, Fungi, Ascomycota, Dothideomycetes, Pleosporales, Leptosphaeriaceae.
AUGUGCAAGGGCUUCAUUCAGGUUCCGAGCAAAAGAGCGUCAUGUCUUGUCCUACUCGUUUAUACCCACUUCGAAAGCCGCCAAAUCACCGGCUUCCCAUACCUACCCAGAUGGAAACUCCGUCUCCCCGACGAUUGCCAGCGAGUGUUUACCACCUACAUGGGUUUGCAGCAGCAUGACUCUGAUUCGCGAGCAAACAGUGCUCGACUGGACAUUGUAAAUGCCAUUCAAGACUGGAUACAGAGAAAUAAAGCACUCGUGGUUUCGGAAUCAUUCGACAUGAUCGGUGGGCAGGAUAUGAAAGAUCAAAACUACAAUGCUUUGGAUCUCUUGCAGAUUUACCACACGCUGGACUCGUCGGCUAGUGAUGUAAUCGGCAUUUGGCAAGAAAGCUUCGUCACAGAAACUUCCCGUCUUGAAACCUACUACUCCGGCCUUGACUAUCUCCCUGGUCUAGCCAGACUGCAAGGUGCAAGCUCCGACAUGAAUGCUCAAUCCUCGUGUAUUGUCCUUCCAAACCCUGGAGAUGUUGCGGCCAAACAAUGGUGA